CAAAAGUUCGAUUGGACAGAAAAACUUCGCAAGAUCAACAAGCAUGUGUUCCGGAAUCCAUCAUUCAGAAAGCAUCAGGAGGAGAUCAUCAAUACCAUACUCAGUGGUCACGAUUGUUUUGUCUUAAUGCCAACAGGUGGUGGCAAGUCAUUGUGCUAUCAACUGCCCGCAUUGAUGUCCCCAGGCGUCACUAUCGUCAUUUCUCCUCUCGUCUCACUUAUGCACGAUCAAGUGUACAAUCUCAAUUUGCUUCGGAUUGGAGCCUAUUGUAUAUCAGCGAAUACUCCCAUGUCAGAGCUUGAAGAGAUGUACUCUUGCCUACGAGGAGUCAAGGAGGGGAUCAAUUGCCAGCUGAUUUACAUCACCCCGGAAAAGUUUGCCCACAGUCAGAGGCUUCAGAACGAAAUGCAGAGAUCGUUUCAGAAUGGAAAGCUCUCCCGCAUUAUCAUUGACGAGGCACACUGUGUCAGCGAGUGGGGUCAUGACUUCAGGCCAGACUACAAGAUGCUCGGAGCGUUGAAGUCGAAGUUGCCGGGAGUGCAGAUCAUGGCUCUGACAGCCACUGCAACUCCCCGAGUCAGGCGAGACAUUCGAAACAUCCUGCAGAUCAAUGAAGCCUACACCUUCAUGCAAAGUUUUAACCGCCCCAACUUACGGUACGAGGUGCGAAAGAAAGAGAAGAAGAAGAGUGCUGAAAACAUCGCCACUUUCAUUAAAGAGAACUACCCGGGAGAGACAGGGAUCAUUUACUGCUUGUCGAAGAACAGGUGCGAAGAAAUGGCAGCAAAGAUGCAGGAGUUUAAAAUCAAGGCAUUACCGUACCAUGCUGGGCUCGAUGAUCAGACCAGAAAAUUCAAUCAAGAUCAGUGGAGCAAUGACAAAACACACGUCAUCGUUGCGACUAUAGCUUUCGGUAUGGGAAUCAACAAGCCUGACGUGAGGUUUGUCAUCCAUGAAAGUUUGCCCAAGUCCAUGGAAGGCUAUUAUCAGGAAUCGGGUCGAGCCGGCCGAGACGGGAAGAUUUCUCAUUGUAUUCUAUAUUAUUCAUACAGCGACAAGCUCGUGCACGAUAAGAUGGCACAAGACGAUUUCGACAAGAAGGAGAACGUGCGGAACAAUCUCAACAAGAUGGUGGAGUACUGCGAGACUCAGUUCACUUGCCGUCGACAACUCCAACUCCAUUACUUCGGGGAGAACUUCGGCCCUGACAAGUGCGGCAAGACCUGCGACAACUGC
Guillardia theta CCMP2712 is the source of this 1236-nucleotide messenger RNA. It is a transcript of the gene RecQ, whose product is annotated as BLM RecQ DNA helicase family member. Lineage: Eukaryota; Cryptophyceae; Pyrenomonadales; Geminigeraceae. Gene Ontology annotation, molecular function: ATP binding; four-way junction helicase activity; 3'-5' DNA helicase activity. The annotation marks the transcript as partial. The record is from RefSeq and is a predicted model, not a curated record. Gene Ontology annotation, cellular component: cytoplasm; chromosome; nucleus. Gene Ontology annotation, biological process: double-strand break repair via homologous recombination. The transcript is spliced from 7 exons.